Molecule: messenger RNA, 2445 nt
Organism: Babesia bovis T2Bo
Lineage: Eukaryota; Apicomplexa; Aconoidasida; Piroplasmida; Babesiidae
Exons: 1
Coding region: 26-2410 (794 amino acids)
Source: RefSeq, a predicted model, not a curated record
UUAAUAUUCAAUUCCCAUAUACAAAAUGGCGCAUUAUAUCGAUUUAAGAAAAGUGAUUUUAAUAUCAUUGUAUAUAAUGAGUUAUGGGUUUAGGUUUGGAAAGGGACCAUUUCCUGUAUUGGUUUAUGCGGUUAACGAUGAGGUAGAUAUGUCAGUUCCACCAUCCACUGCAGAAUCAAUACUCCCGUCGAUUAAAAUCAUGGUUGAAAAUGUUCCUCAUAGCGUUGAGUUGCUAGAAUCGGUAAAAACAAUAUUGAGGUCUAUUAACAACAUACUGGGAUACACGGAUAAUUCAUUCGACUUGCAUCUAUUAGAUAAAUUCGGAGGACUCUAUUCUCAUCUACAUAAUAACUCUGAUAGCUGUAUAAACGAUUUGCUUAAUAAGGCUAAAAUUCUUACUGAGACCAUUAGUCUCUCCAUCGAGGAAGUUGAACAUGGGCUAAUGGAAUUAUUUUCAUGUGAAGAGCACUAUGGCAUUUCUUGCAACAAUGAUGAGCAUCUAAAUAAAAUAUAUAAGAUUCUGGAAAAGUUACUCACGUCAACUCUUCCAGCGGCCAUAUCAGCUAUAAUACCAAUGCGUGACAAUGACUUCAAGAUCCAGAUAUUGAAAUCAAUCGACAUAUCACAGUUGCAUUCAUGUUACGCCAAUGAUAUCAUCUCACUAUCAACUUUGAGCUAUGAACAGAAUUUUGUAAUUGAUGAAUCCUACCUUUCUUCAUCCUCUUUGACCGAUAGGGUGAAUCGGUUAUCUCCCGUGUUAAGGGAUACCCGGCAAUGGAUUGAUGAGAGGUUAACAGAACUGAACAAUCUUUCAAUUUCGUUGUUUCCGCAUGAUCCUGUCUCAUCAAAAUUUUCUUUUGAGCAUUUGAACGGGGGUUUGAGAAUUAAGGAUGAGUACGCUCUGGUCGCAUGGGAAAGGUUACUUCGAGAUCUCAACAGUUAUAGAGACUUUGUUAUAUAUUCAUCUGAGAUAGUCGGUGCUAUAGAACGUCAUUUAGAAUAUGUAAGUCUUCCGACUGAAAUUAGGCAUUUUUUCGGAAAUGUCAUAUUAAUUUUGGAAUACAUCAUGGACAAACGUCUAUGGCCGAUCAGUGGUGUAAGAAUAGUCGAAAUGCAGAUACUAGCCGUUAAAAACACAUUGAAUCAUUUUGUGGAGGCGGUUAGAGCAUGCUUUUUAUCAUCGGAUUAUGGAUCAAGUUCAUCAGAAUCAUCAAGCAGUUCUAAGCCGAGUCCAUUGGUUUCCAAGAAAUCAACCCGUUUCCUUGUGUGGUAUUACCAACGAAAUGUGAAUCGAGCAAGUCAUAUGCAUUAUUAUUGUUGCGGGAAGGGGACUAUGCUAAUCCAUCAGACCUAUGCAACUAUGGUAGCAGCCUAUAUACCAUCAAUCGAGAGGCACAAUGCUAUAUGUGAAUCCAUGACAUAUGUGCGUGACGAAUACUUCGGGUUCCCUCACAUGUUAAGACAAUUUAAACGCGAGUUCAUUGAUAGACGACAUGCUGGGAGUCACACAGCGCAGCUGUUAGCUGAACAGGAGGUUAAAAGGCUAACUCAUUAUUUGAAAAGAUUUUCUAUACUAAACAAUUACAUCAGUCAAACUACCAUAGCAUGUCAAGCAGAACAAUGCAGCAGAAAGGAACCCAUGGCUGGAAUAUCUACAGAUUCUGUUGGAAUCUUCGUAAGGGUUGAAAUAUAUUAUCUCACUUCACUUGCUGUGAGGUAUUUACGAAGUAACCUCUCUACUUACAACACUAUUAAAAAAUUAUUUGCAGAAAACGAGUCUAUAGUUGAAGCUCUCAAAAAGAAACACCAACUAACCCAUAGCGAAACGUUGGAGGAAACAGAAAAGUUAUAUCACUAUCCAUUAUGGCGCACUACUGCUUUGCGCGAUCUAUUUAAAAGGCUAGAUUUUAGUGAAAAUCAUGUAAAACAAAUAUAUGAUUUCCAAAAGGCUAUAGUUAAUUUCAACGAUUCUUAUGGGUCGGAUAAGUGGAAAGCUCUCGUUAGGAAGUUUUUCGCCUUAAAAGGUAAAAUGCAAAAGGUAGAGUUAAUGCAUAGGCUAAUCAACCAUUUGCAAGUAUUAGUUGCUGAGCAUGGUCGUGUUAUUGAUAACUUUAAGGGAAAUAUAGCUGCGUCCGUUAAAUCUAUGGAGGGGAAUGUUGUUGAAGUUGAGACAUCAACGGAGGGAGAGAUGCCACUGAAAGAUACCACUGGCAGCUCUGAACGUAUACAAGCUUCAUGUCCUACAGAGGAACAUCAUGAGUUAUCUAAUGUAAGUGGCAAAAAGAGAGGUGACGAUGGUGUCAUUUUACCAACCUCACCGAAAAAUAACGCCAGUAGGCUUGGCUCCAAUGCCUUAUUCGACUCUAUCACGAAUGCCACUGCAAUAGCUUCUCUAUUAUCGUUCAUAUGACAUGGAGGGAAGAUUGCAGGUGUAGAAUAAAAUAU